Molecule: messenger RNA, 1665 nt
Organism: Hevea brasiliensis (rubber tree)
Lineage: Eukaryota; Viridiplantae; Streptophyta; Magnoliopsida; Malpighiales; Euphorbiaceae
Product: probable disease resistance protein At5g63020
Exons: 1
Coding region: 1-1665 (554 amino acids)
Molecular function (GO): ADP binding
Source: RefSeq, a predicted model, not a curated record
AUGGGUAACGUCUUUUCAAUUCAAUGCGGUGAUGCCUUGAUCGGUCGUUGCUGGGAUUGCGUUGCUGGACAAGCUCUUUAUGUAUGUCAGCUUGAAGACAAUCUUCAAGAACUUAGGACUGCAAGAGAUAAAUUAAGUGAGCUGAGCAAUGAUGUGAUGCGGAGGGUCAACAGUGAGGAAACUCCACAAACAAGGCGGCUGGAUCAAGUUGGAGGAUGGCUUUCAAAGGUAGACGCUACCAUUACUGAAGUUGAUUCUCUCCUCAACAGAGCUACGCGAGAAAGACAGAAAUUGUGUCUCGCAGGCUGUUGCUCCAAGAACUGUAAGUCCACCUACAUGUUUGGGAAAAGCGUUUCCAGAAGCCUCAAACAUGUGGUUCGUUUGAUGAGCGAAGGAGAUUUUAAGGAAGUGGUUGAGAGGACACUUCCAGAACCAGUGGUAGUAGGAAAUGUUAAUCCAACAUUGGGCACUGAAACUACCUUAGACGAGGCAUGGAGCUACAUCACGGGAGAUGAGGUGAGAAUUGUUGGCAUAUACGGUAUGGGGGGAGUCGGUAAAACUACUCUUCUUACUAAAAUCAACAACAGAUUUGCCACUAUAUCUAAUAAUUUUGAUGUUGUGAUUUCGGCUGUGGUUUCUAAAGAUUUGAAACCUGAGAAGAUUCAAGAGCAGAUUUGGAAAAGAAUUGGCUUUUUGGAUGAGAAAUGGGAAAAGAAAAGCCUCCGUGAGAAAGCAGAUGACAUAUUUCAUGUACUGAGUAGAAAGAAAGUAUUAUUGUUAGAUGACAUACGGCGGCGAGUUGACCUUGUAGAGAUUGGGGUUCCUCUGCCUGCAAGAGAAAACAGAUGCAAGAUAGUAUUCACAACACGCUCUUACGGAGUAGUCGGGCUAAUGGAAGCUGAAAAGAUGAUAAAAGUAGAACCUUUGGCUUGGGAAGAAGCUUGGGCGUUGUUUCAGAAGAAGGUUGGGGAUAUUGAUUUUGAUAUUGUUCCUCUGGCUCAAGAUGUUGCUAAAGAGUGUAGUGGGUUGCCAAUCGCACUCAUUACCAUUGGUAGAGCCAUGGCCAGUAAAAUUACGAAGGAAGAAUGGAAGCGUGCUCUUAAGGUACUAAGAAGUUCUGCCUCAAGCUUACCAGGCAUGGAGGAUGAGGUAUUUCAAGAUAUGGAGGUUGAGGUAUUUGUACGAUUGAAAUUUAGUUAUGAUAGUCUGAGUAGUGAUAAAGUUAAAUCUUAUUUCUUAUAUUGUUCCUUAUUUCCGGAAGACUUUGAAAUUCACAAAGGUAGAUUGGUAGAUUAUUGGAUUUGUGAGAAUUUUGGUGAUCGCAAUGAGUCAUAUUCUAUAAUCUGUUCACUUGUUGGGGCAUGUUUAUUGGAAGAGCAAGGCGAACAUGUGAAAAUGCAUGAUGUGAUUCGUGACAUGGCUCUGUGGAUAGCAUGUAAAUAUGAAAAAGAAAAGCACAAGUUUUUUGUGGAAGUGGGUGCCCAAUUAACUCAAGUAUCAGAGGUUGGAACAUGGGAAGGAUCAAAACGGAUGUCCCUGAUGGCGAACUCCUUUGAAAGAAUCCAUGAAGUUCCUAGAUGUCCUGAUCUCUUGACUUUAUUUCUCAACGAUAAUCGUCUUUUAAGGAGAUCGGUGAUGGUUUCUUUCAAUUUAUGGAUAUACUAA